This is a messenger RNA of Centruroides sculpturatus (bark scorpion), 1236 nucleotides long. Its product is annotated as transmembrane protein 127-like. The record is from RefSeq and is a predicted model, not a curated record. Gene Ontology annotation, cellular component: membrane. The transcript is spliced from 3 exons. Bases 453 to 1016 code for a protein of 187 amino acids. Gene Ontology annotation, biological process: negative regulation of TOR signaling; negative regulation of cell population proliferation. Lineage: Eukaryota; Metazoa; Arthropoda; Arachnida; Scorpiones; Buthidae.
UAUGUUGUUAUGCAUCUAUUGCUAUAAAGUAUUUUAUAAAUUAUAAUAAAAUCUUUAAAUUUUAGAGUUCUAGUCUGUUCCAGCAACAAUUUUUUUUUAUAGAAAUCCUAUCCUGGACUGGAUAUAUAUAAUAUGACACUUCCAAACCUAAAUCCCAGUGAGAAAAAUAUGUAAUGCUUUGUAAACAGUUCUGGCUUAGUAUAUAUACAGUAUUAUGUUCAUAUCUUAUCAUUAUAUUAAUAUAUCAGCACUCCAAUACUUUUGGGGUAUAGUUUAUUCUGAAUUUUUAUUAUUUAUUAGCAUUUAACCUUUUUCUAUGUGUUGUUUUCUUUUGUAAUUGUUUUUAUUUUGUAAUUUAUUACUGCGUUCUUGCGCAUGCAACAUUUGUACAAAGCAAACGUUAUUUAAAUUCCUUUUAUGUUCAAUUUGUGUUUUGCCAGUAGAUCCUGAAGAUGGCCUUUGAAAGGUCAAACGUUUAUUUUUCUCAUUGGAUUUUAGAAAUGAAAUAUUGUGUAACACCAGCCAUCGUAAAUGUGAUAAGAACUGUUAUAGCUCUUUGUUUUAUUGCAAUUUUGACUACCCUUGUCCAGUUCUUUUUUGAUACCAUAGGAGUUAGAAAUAAGUGGUUGAAAACAAUAAGAAGAAAUUCUCUCUUUAAUAUUCUAACUGUGUUGUUGUGUGUCAUCAUCAUUGGUUUGUGUUUCUACAUUUCGACCUUGAUGGAACAGCAACAGAAGUCAACAAAAAUCAACCCCACUACCAAAGUCGAGAUCAAAUUUGACGUGAGUUACUUCUUAGUAUCUGGAGCGGGAGCCAUGGCAAUACUUGCAGCCGCCGCAAACCUUCUCAGGCGGUAUCCCAUUAUAGAGAGCCAAAGCACCCAAGGGCUCCUUGACGAUGCAGACAACACUGAAACAUUUUCUAUCGAAUUUCCUCACAUGUCAUCAACGUGGCCUUACAGAAUCGAGAGUUCUCAGAUGCAAAAUUUAUCUGCUCCCCCACCUUAUUCUCCUUAGAAUUAAUUUUCUUUUUGUUUAAUACAAAAGUGCUUAAAUGAAGACAGUACUAGCAUAUCAGAAAAAAUGGUUGUAUAUUUCUUAGCAUUUUAGAAUUCUAUAUUUAUUUUAAACAGUCCAAGCCAAACUCAUUAAGAUUUUGUAAUAUUUGAAAUCUCAUCUUUAUUUAAUAUAUAUAUAAUGUAUAAAUAGCUACAUACUACAAAAAUCUUCAUUAUUC